Molecule: messenger RNA, 2877 nt
Organism: Cavia porcellus (domestic guinea pig)
Lineage: Eukaryota; Metazoa; Chordata; Mammalia; Rodentia; Caviidae
Gene: Ttll12
Product: tubulin tyrosine ligase like 12
Exons: 14
Coding region: 207-2126 (639 amino acids)
Biological process (GO): protein modification process
Cellular component (GO): cytoplasm
Source: RefSeq, a predicted model, not a curated record
UCCCGGGCACCUGUAAGCCUCUGACGGGGGCACGCACGCUGACGCACGCGCACGCACACGCACGGCCCGGCUGGCGCGCGCAGCCUCACUGGACCGGUGCCUGGCGCUGCGCAGGGCGAUGGGCGGAGCCAAGGAGGAGGCGGGGCGGCGGCGCUGGCGGCCGAGCGGGGAACCUCCGAGGGUCCUGCCCUGCGGGCGGCGGCGACAUGGAAGCCGAGCCGGGGCGCGAGUUCGUGCUUCCGAGCCGAGUGCAGGACGAGGGCGCGGCGGCCCUGACCGAGUUCGCGGCGAUGCACGGCCCGGCGCUGCGCUCGUCGGGAGUCCCCGAGCGGUACUGGGGCAGCCUUCUGCACAAGCUGGAGCACGAGAUUUUCGACGCUGGGGAGAAGUUCGGGAUAAUGCAGGUGGAGGAGGCGGAGGACGAGGAGGAGGAGACCGCCAGGGAAGCACCGAGGAAACGGCCCAACCCGGGGGGUGAGCUGUGCUACAAGGUCAUCGUGACCAGCGAAAGUGGGCUCCAGGCUGACGACCCUAACAGCAUCUUCCUGAUUGACCACGCCUGGACCUGUCGCGUGGAGCACGCGCGCCAGCAGCUGCUGCAGGUGCCGGGGCUGCUGCACCGCAUGGCCAACCUGAUGGGCAUCGAGUUCCAUGGCGAGCUGCCCAGCGAGGAGGUCGUGGCGCUGGUGCUGGAGGAGAUGUGGAAGUUCAACCAGACCUACCAGCUGGCCCACGGGACCGCCGAGGAGAAGGUGCCGGUGUGGUACAUCAUGGAUGAGUUCGGCUCGCGGAUCCAGCACGCAGAUGAGCCCAGCUUCGCCACGGCACCCUUCUUCUACGCGCCCCAGGGGGUGGCCUACACGCUGCUGUGGCCCCUGAGGGGCCUGGACACAGGCGAGGAGGUGACCCGGGACUUUGCCUACGGAGAGGCAGACCCGCUGAUCCGGAAAUGCAUGCUGCUGCCCUGGGCCCCCGCCGACAUGCAGGACCUCAGUGCCUCCACGCCCGAGCCGCCCGCUGAGUACUACCAGGCCAUUCUGGAGGAGAACAGGGAGAAGCUGCCUCUUGCCAUCAGCCCAGCGCCCUACCCCCAGGAUCACGUCUUCAGGGUCCACACGGACGUGCAGCAGGUGCUGGACCACCUCUCGCACCCGCGCUUCACCUUCGUCGAGAGCGAGACGGAUGCCGACAUCCUCUACCACUUCUCCCACUUCAAGGACUACAGGAAGCUCAGCCAGGAGCGGCCGGGCGUGCUGCUGAACCAGUUCCCCUGCGAGAACCUGCUCACGGUGAAGGACUGUCUGGCCUCCAUCGCACGCAGGGCUGCGGGGCCCGAGGGCCCUGCCUGGCUGCCACGCACCUUUAACCUGCGCACUGAGCUGCCGCAGUUCGUCAGCUACUUCCAGGGGCGCGAGAGGCGGGGUGAGGACAACCACUGGAUCUGCAAGCCCUGGAACCUGGCCCGCAGCCUGGACACCCAUGUCACCAGGAGCCUGCACAGCAUCAUCCGGCACCGGGAGAGUACCCCCAAGGUCGUGUCCAAGUACAUCGAGAGGCCCGUCUUGUUCCUGCGCGAGGACGUGGGCAGCGUCAAGUUUGAUGUCCGCUACAUCGUGCUGCUGCGCUCCGUGAAGCCGCUCGGGCUCUUUGCCUACGACGUGUUCUGGCUGCGCUUCUCCAACAGACCCUUCGAGCUCAAUGACCUGGAUGACUACGAGAAGCAUUUCACCGUCAUGAACUAUGACCCGGAUGUGGUGCUAAAGCAGAUGCACUAUGACGAGUUCAUCCCCAAAUUCGAGAAGCAGUACCCGGAGUUCCCCUGGAGCAGUGUGCAGGCCAAGAUCUUCCGCGCCUUCACCGAGCUGUUCCAGGUGGCAUGCGCCAAGCCGCCACCCCUGGGCCUCUGCGACUACCCCUCGUCCCGGGCCGUGUAUGCCGUGGACCUCAUGCUGAAGUGGGACACCCGCCCGGAUGGGUCUCAAGCCAUGCAGCCGCAGAUCCUGGAGGUGAACUUCAACCCCGACUGCGAGCGCGCCUGCCGGUACCACCCCUCCUUCUUCAACGACGUCUUCAGCACCUUGUUCCUGGACCAGCCUGGCGACUGCCACGUCACCCGCCUCGUCUAGGCCGCGUGGCCCCUGCCACCUGUGCCGGAGAGGCCCUUCCAGUGCCCCUGCGCAGCUUCUGCAGAGCCCCUCCCCGGCCCUCUGGGACCACUGUCCCCACCACGGUCAGGGCCCUGCGCACUGAGACGUGUCCCUGUCCUUGAGAGCUCACCCCUGCCUCAUUGCAGAGGUCUUAGUGGGGAGACGGGCUCCUUGGAAACCCUGGCACAUCUGUCUGCACCCGAGGGGCUGCGUGAUGGCCCCAGAACCGAACUGCCUGGGGGAACGGCCUGUCACCCUUAGACCCCAGCCACUCAUGGCAGACCGGUCACCGGCAACACCGCAGCUUGGGCGGGCACUGAGCCAGGGUGGGCCUGGCCUCCGGGAAGCUGCCCGUUGUCCUGGGGCCUCCCUGUCUGCUGGGGACCAGACCAGGGGCCUCGGCCAAGCCUGGGUGCUGAUGUGACCCCAGGAGAGCUUUGUCCGCCUCCUGCAGAGAUCUAGAAUCAAAAUGUUGGGUUGAUCUUCUUUUUAACUUAUGCAAUUAAAAAUGCAGAAUUUUAGCUCUUUCCUAAUUUCAUGUUUUAUGAAGCCACAGUGCACCUCAGGUGGCUGACCCUGACCCCCACAGUGGCCAGAGCUGUUUCCAAAGCGGCUGUUCAUUUUUGAAGCUAAAACCAGCCCUUCCCGAGGCAGAGCCGGACUCCGCUGUCUGGGCUCCUCUGGGUUCCCUGCCUUGCUGGAUUGUACCGCAAUAAAGUCAAACUUUCAA